UUACUUGACUUUAUGUAUUUUUUCGACACACUGUGAUGCUGAGUCUGAAGAAAGAGGAACAGUAUUCGUCAGUAAUAAUGAAGUUGAUUAUUUUGUUCUGUUUCAUAGCCUCAAGUCUAGCCGACGGUGAUGAAGAAUUUGCUAACUACUCCACAACAAACCGUUGUUUUCCUGCUGACUUUCAUUUCGGGGUUAGCACUUCUGCUUACCAAAUAGAAGGGGCAUGGAAUCUAGACGGAAAAGGAGUUCAGAUAUAUGAUACUUUCACCCAUGAACACCCUGAGAAAAUGGAUGAUCGUUCCAAUGGAGAUGUGGCUUGCGAUUCCUACCACCUGUACAAGGAGGAUGUUGCUUGUAUGAAGGAAGUGGGGGUGGACUAUUACAGGUUUUCGAUUAGUUGGUCUAGAAUUUUACCCAAUGGAACUAUUGACAACAUCAACAAAGCUGGAAUAGACUACUACCUUAACGUACUGAAGGAACUUAAAGCUAACGGGAUCGCUUCCAUGGUCACAUUGUUUCAUUGGGAUUUACCAAAUGACUUGCAGAACAGAGGAGGUUGGCUCAAUCCAGAAAUUGUGGGUUGGUUUAAGGACUAUGCUAGAUUGUGCUUUGCGGAGUUUGGCCAAUACGUUGAAUCCUGGAUAAUAAUCAACGAACCCAAGCAGAUAUGCCAUUAUGGAUACGGCAACGGACAAUUCGCACCCGGAAUAGUAUCUCCUGGAAUUUUAGAAUAUGUAUGUGCGAGACACGUUCUACUGGCACAUGCGAAAGCUUGGAGAGUUUUUGAUGAAGAAUUUAGGGCCACUUUGAAGAGUAGAGUUUCCCUCGCCAUCGAUUCUGAAUGGUAUGAGCCUGCCUCGUCUUGUGAAGCAGAUGUAGUCGCUGCCGAAACAAAAUUACAGUUUGUGUUUGGUAUGUACGCCAAUCCUGUUAUCAAGGGGAACUGGCCACAAGUAAUGAUCGAUAACAUUGCCAGAUUCAGUAAGGCGCAGGGCUUCAACGAGUCUCGCUUGCCGCCAUUUUCAGACGAAGAAGUAGCGUUAAUCAAGGGUACCUACGACUUCAUAGCUCUCAAUCAUUAUACCUCGUACAUGGCCAGUGCAAUAACCCAUCCAAAUCACGUCGGAGAAGUUAGUUGGGAAGAAGACUCGGGGGUGAAUAUAUACAAAAAAUCAACAUGGCCAACUGCUGGAUAUCCUCACACGUCUUUACCAUGGGGUUUUGGAAGGCUUUUAAGGUGGAUCAAACAAACUUAUGGGAAUACUGAGAUCGUUAUUACUGAGAAUGGAACUCCCGAUACCACUGGCACUUUGAAUGAUGAAGAUAGAAUCGAUUUUAUGAGAUCAUACAUGAGUCAUAUGGUAGACGCAAUUUAUGAUGCUGGAGUGAACGUGACGGGAUACACCGUAUGGAGUAUUAUUGACAAUUUCGAAUGGACGGCAGGUUAUACUAAGAAAUUCGGCCUGUACCAUGUCAACAUGAGUGAUCCGUCAAGACCUAGGACAGCAAAAGAUUCUUCUAAAUAUUAUUCCAGAGUGAUUAGAACAAGAUGUCUCUUGGAUUUUUGUGAAUCAAUCAGAAAUGGUCCCGAUUCCACUAAAAAUUGUUGAAACAGGGUCCUUUUUAAUUUUCAACCUACAGCCAGAAUAUCUUUCAAAUCAAAUUGUUACAUAAGUAUACUAUCUGUAAAUAAAACGCAAAUGAUGAGGAUUCGAAGAUAUUUAAA
Molecule: messenger RNA, 1726 nt
Organism: Leptinotarsa decemlineata (Colorado potato beetle)
Lineage: Eukaryota; Metazoa; Arthropoda; Insecta; Coleoptera; Chrysomelidae
Product: cytosolic beta-glucosidase
Biological process (GO): carbohydrate metabolic process
Molecular function (GO): beta-glucosidase activity
Source: RefSeq, a predicted model, not a curated record